AUGGCUGCAAAUUUUAACGGCGCAUUUCAGCCCUUUAAUCAACAAUUCUUGUGGGUAAGUUACAAAUCACGCUACUUUCUAUAAUCUAAGCUAUUUGAAAAAAACUGAUUUGGAAUAUGCACAGGCUACAUAGCUUGUUCGAGGAGCGAAGGUUUUUAACAUACAGAUUUCAGUUAGUUUAUUUCAGGUUAGUUGUAAACAUUUCUAUAUUAAAUUUUCGUGAAAAAAGAGUACUUGUUCCAGACGUCUUCCUUCUCCUAAACUGUAAGAUAUCAACUUCUUUCCUAAUAGAAAAAAGGGGUUAAAAAACAUACACGUUGCAUAAAACGGUAAUGAUUAUCUGCUUCAGGGCACAGAGAAGGCUCACUAAAUUUUAAAUAUUAUUGUUGGCGCAAUUCCUGGAACUUAGCUAGGAUUACAAGGAAAUCAACACUAGCAGCAGUUCAGGAUCACUGCGUUUUCGGGUUCAGGUUUAACUGCUGUUGAGUUAAGACAAUAGUGACACCUUCAACGGAUCUGAAACCAUCCUUAAACAAACGUCCGAGCUUUACUACAAUAAAUGAAAUUGAUGUCAGUGUUUUCUCUUGUGGAUAUAAAUAUAUAUACAGUCCGAGAUAAUCGAGUCGAGAUACAGAUGUCAGUGAGCUAAAAGUCUUCCGAUAGUUUAGUUCUGGUUUGUCCAAAAGGAUCAGAGGGAUUUAGAGUUAACAUAACGAAACUCGCUUUAGAGUUAGUUGGAAUGAACUGGGGAGUACCUGUAUUAACAGGGAGAUUUUAGAAAUGACUGCUUUCUUAAGAAAGCGCUUCAUUUAGAUGUUUCGGCCGCUUUUAUGCAGUCUAACUCUUACUUACUUCUAAAACUGAAUGCCCUUAACGCUGAUGUAGUGCUUUACCCUUCUUAUACACCUUCCCAACUGCGUGAGUAAACAUUUGAUACAGAGAUAGAAUAGAUAUCAUUGAUUUACUCAAAUGAAUUGGUCUUAUUCUUAGCUGAAGAAAAGGAAUAAUUUUAACUCUUUGUUUCUUUAUUAGCCACCAGUAGGGUACAGCCACGAAGCCGCCUUAUUAGGCAUCGAACCUCCCGCCCAAGUUGAGAGUACUCAGGUUAAAAAUGAGUUAAAGGAGAAAAUCAAGACGAAGUAUAACGGAACUGAGCUUCCACAAGUAGAAAUGAAGGAACCAGAACCUCCAAAACCAGUAAGUAAAGUACAAAUUUACGCUUAAGAAAUGUUAAUAUGUGCUUUUGAUAUAUCAGUGUACAUGUAUAAACUGUGCGGGCAGGGAAACGUACGGCGACAAAGCGAAGCCCUUGUUCCUGCGAGCUCGGUGAAUCGGAACAUGCAAGUCAACACUAUACGAACAUUUAGCUUUGAAUCCUCAAUUAAAAAACACCUCAGAUUUAGCUCACUUUCCUCAUAUAUUGCAAAGAAAUGUAAUAUGUUCAUAAUGACUCAUUUCUUAUUGCUGAUAUAAUUUUUGAACAAGAGAGAAUGAUUAUGAAUACGCAUCAAGAAUAAUGUCAUCAUAUAUUUUUUACAUUUUUUAAACUAUUCCUGGGCCAUUCCAAUUUUAACACUUUACCACCAAUAUUUCAGUUCUCUCCAUUGAAAAUGAAAUAUUUUCCCAUAAGUUUCAUCGCAAUACGGUCAGGCAAAAGUGCGUUCAUUAAUUCAAGCGGUCAUUUUAUUUGGUCCAACUGAUCGUUUGAUGAUUAAAGCAGUUGUAGCUAGUUGUCCGUUUUGUUUUAUUUUAUUUAACUGCCUUUGGCAGUGAAAUUUUUUCGAAACAGUGAAAUUGAAAUUUACUGGAAAACGAAAAAGUGUCCGUUUUUUUAGUUUCUACUCCUCCUGCGAAAAUAUAGAGUUAUAAAAAGAGUUAAAAAUUGCGUUGUUUCACUUUUCUUCUGUACCAAAUUUCGUAAACUCUCGAGAUCUUUUGCUUUCGAUUUGUUCGGGAAAAACGGAUUAAAUACCACCUGUUUAUCAUUAUUUUGGGGGAUAUGCCGUUCUAGUUGUAAUUAAAGAAAAAUCCCAUCAGAAAUCAGUCCCAUAAGGAAUAAAAAUAGCCAACUUGUUUAAUAUCAUGGCUUUAAAAUUGUUUCUCGUUUUUUUUUUACGUUGUAUAAGUCGUUGUACAAACGUGCGUCAGACUGCAUGAAUAGAACCAAUAUAUGAAUAAGUUUCUAAUGUCAUGAAAUGUUCUAUAAAUUUUUUCUCACAGAAAUCUAGUAUAUUUGUUAAGAAAAUAGUGCAUCGGGCUAUCGGGCCAAUAUCGAUACUCUCGUGCUCGUUAAACAGACCAAGAGAAGUCUCAACAUGCCAUGAUUUUAACAAAGGACGUGAUAUAUUUUUAUCAAAACAACAACAAGGAUAUACAAAGAAAAAAGGCAGCGACGAAGUAAAGAUACAAAAAAAAUUGAGGUCGUAAGUGGGUCAUUGCAGUUAUCUAAUCUCUUAUCUCAGUUCUGAUGAACUAAACUCGCAGUCAGUCGCGCCAAUCAGUUCAGGCGAUUUUAGGUUCAACGGCGUACAUUCCUCCCCAAACAUAUGACCGAUACUCAUUUGGAUUAUUUUGGGUGUUAAUUCUGGUGCUUUUGAGAAUCAGGGGAAUUCUGUUUCUUUUAUUGAUUGUUUGUAGAGAGACAGAUUCGAUCAGUGUGUCACCUUAAAAGACAGUAAAAAGGAUCUCUAUUUAUUAGCAAAAGAGACGGACGGGGACUCCCGGUCCUCUUCAUUUCUGCAAGAGAGUUUUUACAACGGUUACAUCCAGAAAAGUCAAAAUAUUUAAUUGCUAAGAGAAAGAAAAAAAAAGCACAUGUUGUAUUCGCCAUUUUCACAUCUCCCAUGAUACACCUUGUUUGCCCUCUCUCGCGGUUUGCCCCCCAAAGUUAUGUUUAAGAAUUGCCUUUUAUUUCCCUGGAGAGGACUGUAACACCCAGGAGAAAUAAAACACAAAGGUUAUGCAACGUUUUGGUGGGCAAACAAGGUGUGUUAUGGGCGAUGUACUAAUCGCGAAACAUUGAAUUAUGCGCCUACAUCCUUGACCCAUUUUACGAAUUUCUUACUUCGGUCAAAGCUUUGUAAGAGUAAUUUUUCAUGAAGAAAAGUUGCGUUAACGUUGUAAGGUGGUGCCAUCCACUGCAGUAUGAUAAAGGAAUAAAAGAAAGUACAUAAAUUGUACUAAUCACUCCGGUUUUAAAGUUCAGAUUACAAGAAAGCAUAGACCAGUUUUAAAUUUAUGUAUUCAGAAUUCAUUGUCCGAUCCGUUCGUACCGCUUCUUCGAUUCCAGUUAAUAGAGUGGAAUAGUUAUGAAACCGCGUCAGACUCCUUUGCCCUAUUUUUUUUUUUUUUUGUGGACUUGAAGGUGCACAACGUUUAAUAGCAUUCCUAUCAUUUGGAUCUUGUUGACAAAUAAAGACGUCCCAUUAAUUUAUUGUGAACCGUCAGGGCGCUUACAACAUAAACUGAAGCACGGUCUUUGAUAACCAGUCUCUUUCACUAACUAUGAUUCCAUGCCAUGCAUGCAGAGUCUGUACAUUUAAUUUCCUGAAUUUCAUGAAGUGUGGUCUAGAAGUAAUAGAUCAAACAUGAGACGCAGUGUUUCAUCACUAGAAGAAACAGAAAGAAGAGAAUUGAAAAUACCACGCGCGGCCGAGUAUUUUUGACGAACUUCGAGGUGUUUCAUCAGGUGAUGAAACACUGUGUCGAAUUCUUUGCCUGAUAUUACUUCUCAAACAAAAUAAUUUAAGACGGAGAAAUUAAGCAUGCAAAAAUGAGCAGUUUCUCAUCCGAUUUCCAAACACUUAUUAAACAUUUAACUUCCUUUGUAUUUUCGUUAUGAAUUAUUAAUGAGUUUGAGAACUGAGUGUGAUGGAUAUGUUUAUAUUUUUCCUUUUUAGAAAGUGAAAGAAGAUCCAGAGGUUUUGAAGAGGAGAAGGGAACGAAACAAGAUUGCGGCAACAAAAUGUCGAAAACGAAAGAGAGAACGGAUUGAAAAACUCCAACAGGUAUUGCUUACUCUUAGAGUAACUAGUUAUGAUUGCUUAUCGUUAAAUUAGAAAAACUGUCUGAACUGUACAGAUCUGAGCAGGAGAAUCUUUAAGCCCGUAUCUCUAAGCGCUAGUGAAAGGCAAAGUUCUGAAUUGCAAAAUCCAUUAGAAAUUUGCGUGUACCCGUCUAUCUUAUUUCAACCGUAAACUUCAACAUUAUGCAAUUUUAAGAUUUCUGAAGGUAUUCCAAAUCAUAAGUUCUAUCAUGUCUAUGAUCGCAUACCAAUCAUGAUAUAUAUAAGCAACGAAAAAAAAGACAGAUUUUUACAGGAUUAGUCCCCAUCUGAAGUGGAUAUUUUCACAAAUUCCAGCAAGACGAAGACCCGUUUAAAACCCUGUCUAUAUUUUUAAACUUCAGGCAUCUUUCUGCCGGUAUUUGCAGGGGCCACCGAGCAGUUUUUAAAGUGCGGGGGCGAAUAACCACCGCUUUUAAAGUGGGGGUGUGGUUGUCGGGGGUGCGGGGGUGGGCUCUAAAUAUACUGAAAUUACUUUUCCAAUAGGCCAUUUUACAGUUGUUUGCUCAGUGCCCGCUUUUCAUUUGCAAAUCUUGGUAUUCUCAUGCUAACAAGCCCGUGAACAUGAUCAUUUACAUAUGAAAAACAAGAAGCUUUGUGACAAAACAAGGUCACAGCCAUCCUCGCUUCUAUUCACAGGUUAAUUAUGGUUAGGAUCAGCAAAUUUAUUUGCCACGUCGGCAAGGAAAAUCAUUGCCAGUUCUCUCUUUGUGGCUAUUUAGUACUGUCAGAUUACUGAAGCUUUCUUGAAUAAUUGUUAAACGGAGCCGUGUUUUUAACCUUCAAGCCGCCGAAAAGGACCUUUCUCCUGCUGAGCCUGAUUGCACAUAGAGGGUUCAGCAGCAGAAGUUUGCAGAUGGUGACAAUUUCACUGAUUUAUCAUGAUCUUAUGAGGUUCUUGUGACCCAUUCAUUUUGUCUAGGAUGUCAUCGAAACAUGUAAUUUCACAACCAUUGAUCAAAACUUUCAAUUUCCAGUCGGGCUUUUAAUGCAUCGUGGACUACAUCAUCAGCAAAUAAAAUUCGUUUUAAGCAACCAUUAAGUUCCGUCAAUUAGUCUUCAAAUUUACCCUUUAAGUGCCAAUAUCAACAUACAAAUUCUCCAAACUGAUCUCCAUACAUUUCCUUAAAGAAUCAGUUGAGAGAAUUUAAUAACAGAUCAAUGUAUUUUCUCUUUGGUGAUCAUUUGUAAAUUAUCAUAACUGUAUCUCUUGACAAUUACUGGAUAUUGUUAUGAGAAAAUUGAUGUUGGUCACUAUCGGGACUAAUAGGGUUAACGGUGAACCUUGCAUCAAUGAAUUCCGCAUUGCUGCAGAAGCCUACGACUAAGUGCAGUUUUGUAAAGAUAGGCGUUUUGAGGCUUAUUAGUCAUCAGCUAUAUGAUCGGAGGGCCAAUAAUAAAUUUAGAUACUUUUGCGAGGUCCGCCAGCCGAACAUUCUUACUCCAACAAAGUUACUUUUUACUUGAAAAUGUCUAUUACUUUUUUUUUUUUUCAAAGAGUACUGGGGGAGGGGGGGGGGCUGCUCCCCAGCCCCUCCCUCUGCGCGGGCCCUGAAAUUGUUCGACCGAAAAAAAGAUCCAACCCUGUAUCUGUUAUUGGUGUAUGUAUUCAGUGGUAUAUCUGAAUACACACGGAAAAGGGUUAAGUUGAACUAAGGAUAAAAAUGAAUCAAUAAAAAUGAAUCAAAACUUGUACACCUGUUGUUUCGUAAAUAAUUAUCUUUUUUUCCUUUUUUACUUUAUCGCAGAAAACUAACAAGAUUCGAGCUGAGAAAAGAAUGCUUGAAGAGGAGAAAAAGGAACUUCAGAGAGAGUUGGCAAAUCUUAAGGCUGCUUUUGCAAAUCAUAAAUGCAAAAGACUGCCGGUGAUCAGCGACGAGUCCGAAUUUCUGAAUCUUCUUAUUCAAAUGACUCCGCCCACUUUUCAGUCAACCUCCAUGGGGAAGCAUAUUUGAAAGAAGAUUCCACAGUGACACCUCAACUGACUUCUGUUGAGAAAGUAUGAAAAACAAGCCGAUGACUCAGUACGUCUUUCUGAAGGGUACCCUCGAAUACAGUUCUUCAACCUUCAGUUCUGUGCUUAGGAAAAUAGCUGAAAUUUACUUCUGAGGUCAGGCCUGACGAACACUCCUUUUACGGAACUU
Molecule: messenger RNA, 6207 nt
Organism: Porites evermanni
Lineage: Eukaryota; Metazoa; Cnidaria; Anthozoa; Scleractinia; Poritidae
Source: the annotation of a GenBank genome assembly